Messenger RNA from Hippocampus zosterae (dwarf seahorse), 1831 nucleotides. RefSeq lists its product as uncharacterized. NCBI's taxonomy places the organism in Eukaryota, Metazoa, Chordata, Actinopteri, Syngnathiformes, Syngnathidae. The transcript is spliced from 2 exons. The record is from RefSeq and is a predicted model, not a curated record. Bases 638 to 1831 code for a protein of 397 amino acids.
GAUGCCGUGUGAUCUACGUGAUUUAUCGUUAUUUGAUCUACUUUCGGUUUACCAAGGUGCACACGGUUUUUCACGGUGUUCCAUGAAUAAACGUUUUGGACAUCAGUACGAGGCGUCAUCCUUGACCGGGGUAGAUACAGUGAAAACGUGUCCUCAUCCAUCCUUCUGGAGGCUUCGGCGCGCAGGUGCUUCCCCCACGGCAAGCUAUCGGCUUCGGCGCACAUCACGUAGCAAGCUACGAGCUACAUCGAGCGUCGUCGCACUCGACCUGCGUGCCACGCAGCUAUCCACGAGUUACUUCGAACGUCGUCGCACUCAACCCGCAGUAAGCUACAGGCCUCAGCAUGCAUCGUCGCUCCUCAACCGGCAGUAAGGCAAGAUUUCAACGUGCGACGGUGCUUCUCAUCCUGUAGCAGCUAAAGGUUUCGGUUGACAUUAACCAGAGUUGGCAAAGGCCUAUACAGCUUCCAGUAGCUCACAAAGUAGGUGGAUAGAACAUAGGCGAAGAUUAUCAUAAAUGAGAACUAAUGAAUGCGAGUUCUUGAAUGUGUGAAAAUAUCUGUUGAAUGUUUGACAAGCGCAUCAUUGUUAUUAUUGCUCUGUAAAACUCCGGUUCUGAAGUUUGAAAGCUCCAAAAAUGUCUCAAUAUAGUGACAGUCAGUGUGAUGAGAUGCAAGAGCAUGAAAAUGUGGAAAGGGAGGCUGAGGCAAAAAUAAGAAAAUACUCUUGUUUAAGACAUUUGACACCUAAAAUGCAGGAACUAAAGGAGAAAGAGUUCAUUCAAAAGGAAGGCAAGUUGAAUGUAACUUAUGAGAAAUGGAAAAGUCAUGUUAGAGAAACCCGAAGAAAGUUAAAACAAUGGUGCCCUGAGCAAGACAUGUACGACAUGAUGGAUGAAGUUGAGAAGCUUGAGGGUGAGAUAAAAGAAAUAUACGACAGUGUCCGAAGCCGGACAACACCAAGUCAAGAAUCACGGCGAAAAGUUGAUUCACGUGUAGCGGCAACAGCAGACUUACUGCAAGUAAUGAGAAUCCGUCUAACAGAAGAUGAAGAAGAUUUUGAUGCUGUGGCAGAAAACGCAAAAUUACACAUGCUGCUAGAUAACGAAUAUGCCAGGUCCAUAUAUGGUUCCACCGCCUCCAUAGUUACAGCACCCAGUGCCAAGCCUUCCGGGCACCCGUCCGAAUCGCCAAGCAUUUCAGUUAAGCCGGCCGAAAUGGCUGCUCUUCUGGCUGCGAAGGAGGCUGAGAUUAACAUGGAAGAGGCUAUUGAAGCUCAACGUCAGCAGUUGAAAAAACUUGAAAAUCAGAGAGACAUGGAAGUAAUUAAGGCACAGUUAGGUGUAUAUGAGGAAGAGGAAAUUAAGGAAAGGAAUGGUACGAGGAGCCCCGUACACACCAAAGAGAAUGUUGCAUUUCCUUCUUCUCACUAUGCCACACGUCACGAACAGCAAACUGUACAAAAUGAGACAACCUUGGUUCAGACAUUACAGGAAUCAUUAGCACUCAGUCGCUUUCCAAACCCAGAGCCUACAGUAUACUCAGGUGAUCCUCUGAACUUUAUAGAGUGGAGUACAAGCUUCAAAGCUCUGAUAGAGAGGCGAUGCUCAAACCCUGCAGAUAGGUUGUUUUAUUUACAAAAGUACAUAGCAGGGGAGGCAAAAUCUUCUCUUGAAGGCAGUUUUUAUAGAAGAGAUGAAGAAGCCUAUCAGCAAGCAUGGGAUCGACUCAACACCAGAUAUGGUAAUUCCUUCAUUGUGCAGAGGGCUUUCAGAGAAAAACUCAACGGAUGGCCAAAGAUUGGUGGGAAGGAAUAUUUCAAAUUGAGCUAG